AUGCAGAACAGCCGGGCCUCCCUUCCUUUCAGCCAGCCUCUUGCGACGUCUCGGUUGGCCGAUGACGAGCGUGAGGUUUUGGAUUUGACUCAGGACGAUGAAGGGCCAGCCAGAGAGUUCUACGGCACUUUUGAAACAAAAAUUGUGGGCAUUCAAUAUUACAAAGGCCACGCAUCAACCGGAGAAGUGGUUCUUUGUCUGAGGGAACCAGAUAACCAGUAUGACGGGAACGCUAUUAAAAUCGACAAUGUCAUGUACCAACAGAUUGGUCAUCUUCCACGCAAAGUUGUGCAAAAAGUCGCGCCUUAUCUUGACUGCGGGGACAUCGUGCUCGAAGCACAGUUAACGGGGCCGAAGGGGCAGUACGAUUGCCCAGUUACGCUUUUCUUCUAUGGGCCUAUCAAUCCGACAGAAAGAGCAAGAGUUGAAAAAAGACUUAAAGAUGACAAGCUAGUCAAGGCGACCCAGCUCAACAAGACGAGAAGAGAGGCGGAGGCUCAGAGGGUCGUGAUGGGCUUGAAGGGUGGAGGAACUGACUAUAGGAUGGGUUCCACAAAUCCCGAAGAACCAGAGAUAUCUUUGGAGGACAUCUUGAAAAAGAGCCAAGCAGUGGACUUUCGAAACGGAGCAGACGCCAUUAAAACGUUUACCGUGGAUGAGGAAUAUCUGUCUAAAAUGCCUAGCUGUGGUCAGCCCGCGGCUCUUCAGGCCACACUUUUGCCUUACCAACUACAAGGGCUGGCAUGGAUGACUUCAAAAGAGAAGCCUGCCUUGCCAACCAAGGACUUGGCCAAUCAAGUUCAACUAUGGCAACAAGACAGUAGAGGAUACUACUGGAAUAUCGCCACAAAUUUUGUGAGCAGAACAGCUCCUCAGCUUUUUUCGGGAGGCAUACUGGCGGAUGACAUGGGCCUUGGCAAGACUCUUCAAGUCAUCAGCCUAAUCUUGACUGGAGGUUCCGGUACCACCCUUAUUGUUGCGCCUGUUGGUGUCAUGACGAACUGGCAACAGCAGUUUGAAAGACAUGUCAAGCCGGGGUGUUUGCCGAGUGUUCUCAUCUAUCAUGGCGACAAAAAUAUGACUGCAGAGGAGAUGAUGACCUUCGACGUUGUCAUUACCAGCUAUGGAAAGUUGGCCCGUGAAAGGGAUUCAAAUGUUCGCCAGGUCUUGCUGUCGCAAAGCAUCCAGUGGAGGCGAGUGGUACUCGAUGAAGGGCACACGAUUCGGAAUGCGAGAACAAAAGUCGCGUUGGCCGCGUGUGCCAUCAAUGCCAAAUCACGAUGGGUAUUGACUGGUACCCCGAUCAUCAACUCUGUGAGAGAUUUGCAGUCUCUCAUAAAGUUCCUCCACAUCACCGGCGGCAUUGAGCACCCUGAAAUUUUCAAAUCCCGAAUAACAAGGCGAUUAGCCUCCGGCGACGCCAGUGCAGAAAUAAUUCUGCAGGCUCUGAUGCAGGACAUCUGCCUGCGACGCAAAAAAGACAUGAAAUUCGUGGAUCUGAAAAUACCCGAAAAGAAGGAAUACCUUCACAAAAUCACAUUUCACCCGGCAGAGAAACGAAAAUACGAGGCAUUACUCACAGAGGCUCGUGGUGCCCUGGCAGAGUACCAGGCCAAGGCGACUGGUCAAAAAGGACAGUUCCAAGGCGUCCUGGAGCGCCUUUUACGGUUACGACAAAGCUGCAAUCACUGGAUCCUAUGCAAAGACCGCAUAGAACAGUCGACGAAACUACUCGAGGACUACGACGUGGUGCCAUUUAAUGACAAGAACAUGGCAUUGCUCCAGGAAGCUCUCCGGCUCUACGUAGAGAGUCAGGAGGACUGCUCUAUUUGUUUCGACAUUCCUACUGGGCCAGUCAUAACAAACUGCGGACAUGUAUUUUGCCGAGCUUGUGUCACAAAGGUCAUUCGCAUGCAACACAAAUGCCCCAUGUGCAGAAAUGAACUUGCAGAGGAGUGUUUACUUGAACCAGCAGCUGAAGGGCUUUUUGAUGAGAACUUUGACAUAAACACUCAAAGCUCCAAAACAGAGGCGUUAUUGCAGAUUCUCCGGGCAACAUUAAAGAACCAUGGGUCAAAAGUGGUCAUAUUUUCCCAGUGGACCUCAUUUCUAAACAUCAUCCAGAACCAAUUAGAUGACGCCGGGAUAAAAUACAGUCGCAUAGAUGGCAGCAUGAACACGGAGAGACGCGAUCUUGCCGUCCGGGCCCUGGACAACGACGCGGAAACUCGCGUCAUGCUCGCUAGUUUGGCGGUUUGUAGCGUCGGGUUGAAUCUUGUAUCUGCGGACACCGUCAUUUUGUCUGACAGCUGGUGGGCACCAGCAAUUGAGGAUCAAGCGAUUGACAGAGUUCACCGCCUCGGCCAGACCAAAAAGACAACGGUUUGGCGACUCUUUGUGGAAGGAUCCGUCGAAGAGCGAGUCCUUGAUAUCCAAAAGGAGAAGAGGGCGCUCAUUACGAAGGCUUUUCAAGAGAAAGAAAAGAAAGAAAAGCCUACCAAAGACACGAGACUGGCAGACAUUGCGAGACUGUUGUCUUGA
Molecule: messenger RNA, 2541 nt
Organism: Metarhizium album ARSEF 1941
Lineage: Eukaryota; Fungi; Ascomycota; Sordariomycetes; Hypocreales; Clavicipitaceae
Product: SNF2-related protein
Exons: 9
Coding region: 1-2541 (846 amino acids)
Molecular function (GO): zinc ion binding; ATP binding; ATP-dependent chromatin remodeler activity
Source: RefSeq, a predicted model, not a curated record